GAGGCUCUCGUUGAUCUCGACAUCCACCUUGCUUCCCCUGUGCAGAGUAUAUAUUCAGCCAGUUCGAUGCACGAGCUGCGCAGAUGAUUGGCACUGCCCUGCUCACCACCUGGUAUGAUGACAGGGCCAAGUCCAACGACGACGGCAUCGCCAUCUCAAUCACUCUGUUCAGCGGCGUAACCCUGUAUGCCUCCAUGAUCGGGGAUAACGUGACUGCCGACAAUUUUGAAUGGGCCAGGCGAAAGACAAAUACGGUCAAACGUUUCGGUACGAGCUCCUUCUGUCGGGGUCAAUCCCGAUUGGCCAAGGGAAAGCCGGCUGACGACCCUCUACUCGGGGCAGACUAUGCUCACGGAGGAGCUUUUCCUGUUCGCAUCCAAGGCUGUCCACACCCGGUUGGGGCUAUUGCUGUCUCGGGUCUCACGCAGGUAGAGGACCAUGCGUACAUCAUCGCUGUGCUCAAGCGCUACUGGCGUUGUAUCGUCUCAACGAGGGUCGGGGAAAGCAGAACUACUUCAAGCUCUUUGGAAGUCAAUGGUAGAUGACAAUGCAUCGUAGUCACCAUGUAAUCGGGCUCCUCCGCUCACACUCCUCAGCUGUACGUCGACGGAAUGCAAGGAUGAGCGAAGAGGCACAAAUCGAAGAGCCAACUUUUGGAAUAUUGUUUGAAGCUUGAAAGCAUCGUACAACAUUGAGACUUCCGAUGGCUUGCGCUGGUGGGAGAGGUUGGGGUUGCGGGGGCGCAUUCCUACUCCACUCGCCAAUGUCGAGUCGAAUGAGCGGCUGGCCUGCCGGCUUGAACUGGCGCGAGGCGCGAGCGGGAGCCGUGUUCUGGCCGCCGCUCAUCUCGAC
This is a messenger RNA of Jaminaea rosea, 852 nucleotides long. RefSeq lists its product as hypothetical. The transcript is spliced from 3 exons. Lineage: Eukaryota; Fungi; Basidiomycota; Exobasidiomycetes; Microstromatales. Gene Ontology annotation, cellular component: TRC complex. The record is from RefSeq and is a predicted model, not a curated record. Bases 84 to 545 code for a protein of 153 amino acids. Gene Ontology annotation, biological process: post-translational protein targeting to endoplasmic reticulum membrane.